Kazachstania africana CBS 2517 is the source of this 351-nucleotide messenger RNA. RefSeq lists its product as uncharacterized. The record is from RefSeq and is a predicted model, not a curated record. The transcript is spliced from 2 exons. NCBI's taxonomy places the organism in Eukaryota, Fungi, Ascomycota, Saccharomycetes, Saccharomycetales, Saccharomycetaceae. The coding region runs from base 1 to 351 and encodes 116 amino acids.
AUGAGAGUUAGCAUUACAACUAAUAAAUCCAUGAUUUUCCACGAUUAUGACAAGGUCGUCCACUUUGUCACUUUUAUGGUGGAAACUGUACUAUUUAUGUCGAUAUUUGAAACAGAGAGCAGACACACCGUUGCCAUUACAUUUUAUAUGGACGAAAUGCAAAGAAAGAAGUACGAGGUCAAUUUAUAUCAUUUAGCUAUCGUUGUUUGUUGUAUCUUGGCCGGUAUUGGUAGUGAAUUCAUGCAAAAAAUUGCUACGAAUGGACAGAGAGUGUUCGAUAUCAAGGACAUUAUCUGUAACGUGCUGGGAAGCUUUAUGGGUAUGUUCAUUGUGUACUAUUACAAGAUAUAG